Messenger RNA from Haemonchus placei, 228 nucleotides. Lineage: Eukaryota; Metazoa; Nematoda; Chromadorea; Rhabditida; Trichostrongylidae. The record is from the annotation of a GenBank genome assembly.
AUGUCACGCAGGGCGUUCUCGGUCAUACCUGACGCAGAAUCGCAAGAGUGGCACUCUGAGAAGGAGUAUGCAGGCGUGUUCAGAUUUCGAUUUUGGAGAUUCGGCAUAUGGAUUGAGGUUGUAAUUGACGACCUCUUGCCUACAAGAGGAGGUAAACUACUUUUUGCCAGAUCGAAAACUUCAAACGAGUUUUGGUCAGCUCUUCUUGAAAAAGCAUUCGCAAAGUGA